Molecule: messenger RNA, 894 nt
Organism: Bacidia gigantensis
Lineage: Eukaryota; Fungi; Ascomycota; Lecanoromycetes; Lecanorales; Ramalinaceae
Exons: 2
Coding region: 1-894 (297 amino acids)
Molecular function (GO): protein binding
Source: RefSeq, a predicted model, not a curated record
AUGGAGGCAAUUAUGAUGGCAACAUUGUUUUUACGACUGAUUUACAGAUGGUUGAAGGGCGUCGUCCAAGACCAACGACCCGAGUACAGCAUGAGUACACAAACCUCCUUAUUACAACUACCGCUAGAACUGCUUCUAGAGGUCGCGAAGUACCUUGAUGACUGUUCCUGCGCCUCUCUAUGUCUUAGCUGCAAAAGUUUGAGCAAUCUAUUAUGGAAGUCAGACGAUUUUAACGAUCUAAAGCUACCCAAUGAUGCGCCAUGGUGUGCACAGUUACGGCAAUUCAAAGCACCUUACAACGAACGUCGCAAGCUCCUUUGGUUGCUUCAAGAUGAUAAUCGAUGGCUUUACUGCUCCAGUUGCAUUAUGCUUCACCCUUUCAACGACUUCACAAAGCAAGAGCAAGCGUGUGAUCUGACAAAGAGAAGUUGCCUCUAUGAACCUAAAAUGGCGAAAUGGCAACGACUUCGUGAGUUAUUGGACUCAAGAGUUAUCAGAGUCUGUCCAUGCCUAGAAAUAAGCAGCCACGAAAAGCGAAAAAUACUCAACGAUAUCAUCAAACGUUACGAAGACCAAUUUGGCCUUCCAUUCCCAUACCAUUAUACAGACACCUUACUAAGAAAUCCUCGCGCUAUACCCCCAUUGCAUAUAUGCGAGCAUACCUAUAAUAACGGCACAGACAAAGUCGCAGUCUCCUACAGCUACGUCGUCGACAUCCACGCAGAUCUUGAACUUAUCACGCAAUACGACUAUGAAUACGCGCUUGACCCUAAACCCAAUCCCAACGCCAAAGAACGAACUCAUCUGCCCGUACAAAUCUGCCCUCACAAAUACCUCGACACCUUCGUCAACGAUAUCAUGCGAUGCCGCUCAGCAUAUUCCCUAGUUCUAUAG